GGAUGGAGGACAGAUUCUUCCAGAAAUUAAAAGAAUUCUCAACGGAAAGAUAAACUUAUACUAGUAUUUUGACGAACGCACAAAUAAAAAAUAUAGAUUUGACGAAAGAGAGAGAGGUGGACGAUCGGCGUCUCCGACAUCCCUUGUCUGUGGUUUUCUUGAUCAUUGCAGCUUGCGGUGUCUUCACUAGUAUAAUUAUGAGUGGAUCUUCUACUGGUUCCGGUGCUAAAAAUGCUAGAAGAGCAUUUCAGUAUGGGAAAACACAUGUGGUUGGACCAAAAGGUAGACAUCAGGCCACUAUAGUCUGGCUACAUGGCCUUGGCGAUGAAGGUUCGAGCUGGGCUGAGCUCUUGGACACACUUCCUCUUCCAAAUAUUAAGUGGAUCUGCCCAACUGCCCCUUCCCAACCAAUUACCUUAUUUGGUGGUUUUCCUUCAACCGCUUGGUGUGAUGUGAGCGACCUCUCAGAAGAUGCUAAUGAAGAUCUAGAAGGGUUGGAUGCUACAGCAACAUAUGUUGCAAGUUUGUUGUCUGCAGAACCCCCUGGCAUCAAACUGGGCGUUGGAGGCUUCAGUAUGGGUGCAGCAUCUGCCCUUUACUCUGCAACUUGUUUUGUACAUGGAAAAUUUGGGAAUGGGGACCCGUACCCUGCCAAUAUAAGUGUAGUUGUUGGACUUAGUGGCUGGCUGCCUUGUUCAAAGAGCCUGAGUAACAAAGUAGAAGGGGAUGAGGCUGCACAGCGUGCUACAUCCUUGCCUAUUUUGCUCUGUCAUGGUAGAGGUGAUGAUGUUGUUCGUUUUAAUUUUGGUGAGAAGUCCUCGCAGAAACUGAGUUCAUGUGGCUUUCAAGAUUGCACGUUCAAAGCCUACACUGCACUUGGCCACUAUACACUGCCAGAAGAGUUAAAUGAUGUGGGUGCAUGGUUAUCUUCAAAAUUAAGUCUUGAGGGGCCGCAGUCAUAAUUCAGCAUGGACUUAAGGAGGACAUCUAGUAUUGAAAUGAUAAAAUGGCAAGUAAUGUAUACAAUUUGCUAAAGUGUGGUUCAACUUUGCCUUUGGUUGUGAACUCAUUUGUAGUAUUUUGGAUGAGAUCUGUUUGUUUGGUACCUUUUGGUGCAUAAAUGCAUAGUACAUAAGUUCGCUGCUGCUA
Molecule: messenger RNA, 1149 nt
Organism: Daucus carota subsp. sativus
Lineage: Eukaryota; Viridiplantae; Streptophyta; Magnoliopsida; Apiales; Apiaceae
Exons: 10
Coding region: 198-962 (254 amino acids)
Molecular function (GO): hydrolase activity
Source: RefSeq, a predicted model, not a curated record